AUGGUCAGCCUGCUGUGCGGAGCCUGCUGCACGAUCAGCCUGCUGCACGGUCAGCCUGCUGCGGUCAGCCGUUGCGUGGUUAGCCUGCUGCGGUCAGCCUGCUACAUGGUCAGCCUGCUGUGCGGUCAGCCUGCUGCAUGGUCAGCCUGCUGCACGGUCAGCCUGUUGCGCGAUCAGCCUGCUGCACGGUCAGCCUGCUGCGUGGUUAGCCUGCUGCGGUCAGCCUGUUGCGUGGUUAGCCUGCUGCGGUCAGCCUGCUACAUGGUCAGCCUGCUGUGCGGUCAGCCUGCUGCAGUCAGCCUGUUGUGCGAUCAGCCUGCUGCACGGUCAGCCUGCUGCAUGGUCAGCCUGCUGCGGUCAGCCUGCUGUGCGGUAGCCUGCUGCACGGUCAGCCUGCUGCCUGGUCAGCCUGCUGCACGGUCAGCCUGCUGCGGUCAGCCUGCUACAUGGUCAGCCUGCUGCACAGUUAGCCUGCUACAUGGUCAGCCUGCUGCGUGGUCAGCCUGCUGCGUGGUCAGCCUGAUGCACGGUCAGCCUGCUGUGGUCAGCCUGCUGUGGUCAGCCUACUGUGCAGUCAGCCUGCUGCACAGUGUGCUGCGGUCAGCCUGCUGUGUAGUCAGCCUGCUGCAUGGUCAGCCUGCUGCAUGGUCAGCCUGCUGCAGUCAGCCUGCUGCAUGGUCAGCCUGCUGUACGGUCAGCCUGCUGCAUGGUCAGCCUGCUGCAUGGUCAGUCUGCUGUGUGGUCAGCCUGCUGCAUGGUCAGCCUGCUGCACGGUCAGUCUGCUGCAUGGGUGUGAACGACCCAGCCAGGUCUAUGACCGUACACCGAUGGCGUGUGUUCCGCAGCCCUACCCGCUCACUGGAGGGGUGUGGGCGCAGCGCAGGCUCCCACUGCGCCGUGGACGGGGCUCUGCAGUCUCUUUAG
Molecule: messenger RNA, 924 nt
Organism: Dipodomys ordii (Ord's kangaroo rat)
Lineage: Eukaryota; Metazoa; Chordata; Mammalia; Rodentia; Heteromyidae
Product: keratin-associated protein 4-6-like
Exons: 2
Coding region: 1-924 (307 amino acids)
Source: RefSeq, a predicted model, not a curated record